Messenger RNA from Aureococcus anophagefferens, 1359 nucleotides. RefSeq lists its product as hypothetical. NCBI's taxonomy places the organism in Eukaryota, Pelagophyceae, Pelagomonadales, Pelagomonadaceae. The transcript has a single exon. Gene Ontology annotation, molecular function: 2-amino-4-hydroxy-6-hydroxymethyldihydropteridine diphosphokinase activity; dihydropteroate synthase activity. Gene Ontology annotation, biological process: tetrahydrofolate biosynthetic process. The record is from RefSeq and is a predicted model, not a curated record. Bases 1 to 1359 code for a protein of 452 amino acids.
AUGGCGACGACGCUCUGCUUCAUCGGCGUCGGGUCCAACGUGGGCCCGCGCGUCGCCACGGCCUGCCGGGCCUGGCAGCAGGUGCAGGCGCGCGUGGGCGCCAUCGUCGCGACGUCGCACCUCUACGACACGGCGCCCCAGCACGUCGUCGACCAGCCGCGCUUCCUCAACGGCGUGGUCGUCGCCGCGACGGCGCUGCCGCCCCGCGCCGUGCUGCGCGAGCUCAAGGCCGUCGAGGCGGCCCUCGGCCGCGAGGACCGGGGCCGCCACGGCCCGCGCGAGGUCGACCUCGACGUGCUGUUCCACGGGACGACCAUGGUCGCCGACGCGGACCUCGAGGUGCCGCACCCGCGCGCGGCGCGGCGCGACUUCGUGCUGCGGCCCCUGCGGGACGCGCGGCGCGCGCUCGACGCCUUCGGCGUCCCCUACGACGCGAGGGACGUCGCGCUCGUCGACAACGUGUUGUCGGAGCCGUGGCUCCGCGACGCGACGCUGCGACGCGUCUGGGCGCCCCUCGACGCCGAAGACCCGUGGCCCCGGGGCGACCGCACGCGCGUCAUGGGCAUCCUGAACGCGACGCCCGACUCGUUCUCCGACGGCGGCGCACACGCGUCCGUCGACGCGGCCGUCGCGCGCGCCGGGGCGAUGGUCGACGACGGCGCGGACUGCCUCGACGUCGGCGGCGAGUCGACGCGGCCCGGCGCCGUGCAACCGCCCCUCGAGGAGGAGCUCGCGCGCGUGCUCCCCGUCGUCGAGGCGCUGCGCGCGCGCUUCCCGGGCCUGCCGCUCUCGGUGGACACGCGCCGCGGCGCCGUCGCCGCGGCCGCGCGGGCCGCGGGCGCGACGCUGACCAACGACGUCUCCGGCGGGUCCCACGACCCGGCCAUGCUCAAAACGCUCGCCGACGACCCGGACCAGCGCGGCGUGUGCCUCAUGCACAUGCGGGGCACGCCGCUCACGAUGGCGGACCCGGAGCUCCGCGUCUACGCCGGCGGCGUCGUCGACGGCGUCGCCGCGGAGCUCCGGGACCGCGUGGCGGCCGCGGCGGCCGCGGGCGUCGCGCCCUGGCGCGUGCUCGUGGACCCGGGCGUCGGCUUCGCCAAGGACACGGCGCAGAACGUCGAGCUCCUCCGGGGGCUCGGCGAGGUGCGACGGAAGACGGGCGACCUGCCGCUCCUGCUGGGCGUGUCGCGGAAGCGGUUCUUGGGCGACCUGACGGGCGAGCCCGACGCGGCGCGGCGCGACGCCGCGACGGCCGGCGCCUGCGCGGCGACGGUGCCCCACGCGGACGUGGUCCGCGUCCACGACGUCCGCGCCGCGCGGCACGCGCUCGCCGCCGCGGACGCGAUUUUAAGGUAG